GUGUGUGUGUGCCUUGAUUCGUCUCAUAUGAGUGAGCAGUGCGUGUGUGAGCGUGGGGUGUGUGUAGUGUGAGUCGGAGGACAGAAGAGAAGGGCGAGACUGGUCCUUCCUGUGGCCUCGAGGUCAGCCUCACUCAGCCAGCGGCUCUGCGGCCGGGCUGGCCCCUCUGGUGCGGAGCCCCGACAUGAAGUCCCCCCGGAAAGUGCUUCUGGUGGCUCCUCUGCUCCUUCUCCUGCCCUUUCACACCUCGGCCUCUGCAGCUCACGAUGACCAGCCCGGCGCCAGGCCCUCCAACGGGCACACCUGUGUGGGCUGUGUGCUAGUGGUGUCUGUGAUCAAACAGCUGGCUCAAGUCCACAACUCCACGGUCCAGGCCUCCAUGGAGAGACUGUGCAGCUACCUGCCGGAAAAACUGUUCCUAAAAGCCACCUGCUACCUAGUGGUUCGCACGUUUGGACCAGAUAUCAUAAAACUGCUCAGUGCUGAUAUGAAUGCUGAUGUCGUGUGUCACACACUAGAGUUCUGUCACCAGGGCCCGGGCCAGGCACUGUGUCAUCUCUACCCACUUCCCAAGGAGGCGUGGAAAGUCACCCUGGAGAAGGCAAGACAGAUCGUCAAGAAACCCCCAACUCUGAAACACCUGAGAGGUGGUGCUGAUAUCUGCGCCCUCCCAUUCCUGGCGAAGAUCUGUCAGAAGUUUAAGCGAACUAUCAGGAAUUCGGUGCCAUUCAGAGAUGUCGACUCAGACAAUUACAGCAUUUCCCCAACGCUGCGCGGCUACCACUGGCGAGGGAGAGACUGCAAUGACAGCGACGAGAUGGCCUACCCCGGCAGAAGGCCAGACCGCUGGGAUGAACAUCGGGAUUCCAACUGCAACGGCAUCUGGGGUGUUGAUCCAAAAGACGGACUCCCCUAUGAGAAGAAGUUCUGUGAAGGGUCAGAGCCCAGGGGAAUCGUGCUGCUGGGAGACUCAGCCGGGGCUCAUUUCCACAUCCCUCCGGAAUGGAUCACGGCUUCGCAGAUGUCCUUGAAAUCCUUCUUCAAUUUACCCACAGCACUUACUGAUGAGCUUGACUGGCCCCAACUUUCUGGUGCUACUGGAUUUCUUCUGAACGCCACUAGCGGAAUUAAAGGAAACUCUAUCUACCUUCACCUACGGAGAAGGAACCGCUGCAAUCACCGGGACUACCAGAAUAUUUCAAAAAACGGUGCAUCUUCCCAAAACCUGGAGACAUUCAUAGAAAGUUUGUCUAGGAACCCACUGUUGGACCACCCAGCCAUCGUCAUAUACGCCAUGAUUGGAAACGACGUCUGCAACGGGAGGAGUGACCCAGUCCCAGAAAUGACCACUCCUGAGCAAUUCUAUUCCAAGGUCAUGGAGACCCUGAAGUACCUCAACGCCCGCCUGCCCAACGGCAGCCACGUGAUUCUGUACGGCUUGCCGGACGGGACCUUCCUCUGGGAUCAUUUGCACAGCAGAUACCAUCCUCUCGGCCAGCUGAACAGGGACGUGACCUACGGGCAGUUGUAUGCCUUCCUGAGCUGCCUUCAGGUCAGCCCGUGCCAUGGUUGGAUGUCGGCCAACGAGACCCUCCGGACACUCACCUCGCAGAGAGCAGCACUACUCUCCAAUACACUGAAGAAGAUUGCCACCAACCAGGAAUUUACCAGCUUCCGUCUUUACUACAUGGAUUUUGACUUCCAAGAAAUCAUAAAGAAGUGGCAGAAGAGAGGCGGGCAGCCCUGGCAGCUCCUCGAACCCGUCGAUGGAUUCCACCCCAAUGAGGUGGCGUCGCUGCUGCUGGCAGAUGACUUGUGGGACAAGGUGCAGCUGCAGUGGCCCCAAGUCCUGGGGAAGGAGAAUCCGUUCAACGCCCAGAUUGAACAGGUGUUUGGAGACCAAGGCGGACACUGAGUCCCCCGGGGACAUGGGCUCCCGGGGGGCUUAAGGAAACGGAAACGGGUAAACUCAUCGGCACGCAGUUCCAGGGCUGCUGUGCCAGGCUCGCAGGCCUCUCCCUACAGCCCCUUCGCAGUGCUUUUCUCUCCUCAAGGAGCGCAUCGGAACGACAGGGUGGCUCUGAGCUUCUGGGUUCAGGUCCCCGCCCACUGGCCCUCAUGCCACAUUCAAUAAAGAGCUUCGGGCCCGGCCAGUGUGGCCCGUGAACCA
Myotis davidii is the source of this 2170-nucleotide messenger RNA. RefSeq names its product acyloxyacyl hydrolase (gene AOAH). Gene Ontology annotation, biological process: lipopolysaccharide catabolic process; negative regulation of inflammatory response. The transcript has 21 exons. Gene Ontology annotation, molecular function: calcium ion binding; acyloxyacyl hydrolase activity. The record is from RefSeq and is a predicted model, not a curated record. The coding region runs from base 185 to 1915 and encodes 576 amino acids. Lineage: Eukaryota; Metazoa; Chordata; Mammalia; Chiroptera; Vespertilionidae.